Molecule: messenger RNA, 2171 nt
Organism: Gymnodraco acuticeps
Lineage: Eukaryota; Metazoa; Chordata; Actinopteri; Perciformes; Bathydraconidae
Exons: 6
Coding region: 964-2103 (379 amino acids)
Source: RefSeq, a predicted model, not a curated record
ACUUUUAUAGCCUAUGAGAUUUUACACAUUUGUGUUAUGGAUUUAUCCUAACAACAUGCCUCGUUUAUUCAUUUCCCUGGUGCCUUUUCAUUUGGCCAAAAUAACUUUAACUCUGGAUGAACCUAUUGUAACAGCAAUUUUUUCAAUCAAUUAUAAGUAAGUGCAAUACAUUUUUUAAUGUUAAAGAAAAUCUUGUGAAGCCAGCCAGAAAUGUACAUUACUCUUUCAUUUUAUGUAUUUAGAUAAAUAUGUUAUUAGUUGCUUUUUACCUUAUUAUUAACUGUGUGGUUAAAUGUGUUUUCAGCUGCUAAUAUAAGCAGAGACAUGCUGCCCAGCCUCUCUAAGGAGGACUUGCGUGAUCUCCUUCCCGGGCCUGAGCACUUCAGAAGAAGAAGAACCAUUUGGAGACUCAAUCAUGAUGAAAAUGAGGUAAUUCCAGAUUCUAACAUUUGAGGGACUUUAAACCUGUUACCAAGUAAGCCUUUCCUAGUCAUCAUGCAGUUAUUUGAAGUGGAGUUUUUUGGUUGUGUUGAUUUUUGUUGUUGUCACAGCGUAGUGCUCUUUUCAUUGUAAAUACCAUUUUAUAUAUAUAUAUAUAUAUGCAUCUUUUAUACAGGGCCAGGAGACAGACCUGUGUAGACCGAGUACCUCCCAUGGGACUUGUGAUUUCAGCCCUAUUCCUACCCCCAACCUUCCUUGUUUCCCUCCUCUUCCUCCUCCUGCCCCAACCCCUCUCCAUCCCCCGUCUUUUCUCCACCCUCCUUCUCCUCUCAAAGCCCACAACCCCAACAUGGUGCCAGCAGAACCGUACAGCUUCCCAGUCCACUGUAUGUCUUAUACACAGACACAGAAUUGGAGCAAUCACGAAGCACCUUUUCUGAAAAGCAGCGUGCUGGAGAAGAAGGAGACUACGUCCUUUCCAAAGAUCUUCGCUGUCGAUUAAUCAGGAAUACAGUCACAAGCAUGCUUUCCAUUAAAAGAGCAGCUGGGGAUGACUUUAACUAUCCAUGCAGCCGUGAACUCACUGUAAUGGCGAAGCGUCUGAUUGAGUACUACCCAAUGCUUCGGGACAGAUCUCAAACCAGUAGAGCUGAGUGGGAAACUGUGAAAAAGCAGCUUUUGAAAAGGGUCCAGAAUGUGACAACCCCCAAAAAGAAGCAGGGUUCAACUCCUUCAAGAAAGAGGCCUAGGAGUUUAAGCUUUCAAAGCAGCCAUGAGACGUCCACUGAUGAGACUGAUGAAUCCACCGCAUCAACCUUGAUCUUGGAGAGAUCACCACCAUCUCGAUGCAGCACCCCGGAGGCUGAACAGUUAUGUGCAUCAGAAACGGAGAGCCCACAGACCCAGGCGAGACACUAUAAGACUCUACAGGCGAUGUAUAAAACUAAGGCCAGACCGAACAAGAUGGAUGUUGCUCAGCUCCUGGACCUCGAAAUCCAAGCGAGAAGGGCCUUCAUUGACUCUGAUGUUACAAAGGAGCAGGACAGGCCUUCCAAGAUUCUUAAAGCUUAUCCUUGCUUUGGAGAACUGGAUCAUCUAAUGGAUGAACUACGGCGGGUCCUCAAUCAAGGCAACUCCCACUUCUUAACGGAACUUAAGACCCGGUGGGGGACCUUUUGUGAGAGGGCACAGUUUUAUGGAGUUUUCAAAAAGCUCAUGAGGCCUCCGCAGCUUGACAAAGUAAAGCACUCAAUUGCCAUGAUGAAGGCUUUACCAGAGAUGUUCCCAUCACCUAUGGCCCCACCCAAGAAGUUAAGGCACGCAAGUGAGGCUCUGCUCCACGUCCUUGAGUCUGCAGAAGACCCAAACACCUUUCUUCAGACACGACCACUUUCCAGCCCUGUUGUCAUCAUCUGCGAAACCAACUGUAUACUGGCCAUUGGAACCAUGCCCGUGCUCAUCUUCCCAAAAGAGGACAUUCAUGAAAGCGUGAUGUAUCUCAUGGCAUGUUAUUACACCUUUCACCUCACCUAUCCUAAGUGCAUUGCAACACUCCUGUCUGUGGUGCAGACAGAAGUCCUCUUGGACGCCAUUCACGACCGUGACAUGACUACUUCAUACAAAAAGGCUAUGGCCGACUGGAAAAAGUUCAUAAGUGAUUAGGGCACUUAUAUAUGAGGGGCCGCUAGGGACAAUAUUCAGAAAUACCGUUCACUUACACAUGUGAAACA